Molecule: messenger RNA, 546 nt
Organism: Aspergillus lentulus
Lineage: Eukaryota; Fungi; Ascomycota; Eurotiomycetes; Eurotiales; Aspergillaceae
Product: translation machinery-associated protein 20
Biological process (GO): formation of translation preinitiation complex
Molecular function (GO): RNA binding
Source: RefSeq, a predicted model, not a curated record
AUGUUCAAGAAAGAUAUCCCCCCGAGCGGCCGCUCAAAAGUCAAGUCCUCGGUGCAGCGCGGCCUGCGCCAAAGAUUCCUCGACACUUAUCCCGGCUUCGAGCCGUAUAUCGAUGAGAUCCUCCCCAAGAAAGCCCAGCUCGAUGCCGUGAAAUUACCGGAUAGAGCGACAUUAUACACCAUCGAAUCGACUCCCCUGUUCUACCAGCCCAUGGAUGGGCCACCGAUCCCGCACCUCAAACUGCUUCAUUCCUACCCUGAUGCAUUGCCGACGGUUCAGAUCGACCGGGGCGCGAUACGGUUCGUGCUUUCAGGCGCGACGCUCAUGGCGCCUGGGUUGACGUCGCCUGGUGGGCGGUUACCGGAUGCGGAACAUGCGUUGGAGAAGGGGCAGGUGGUUGCGGUCAUGGCUGAAGGGAAGGAGCAUGCGUGUAUGGUUGGGCCGUUGAAGGUCGGAACGGAGGAGAUGAAGGAGAAGAAGAAGGGUGUGGUCAUGGACGAGGGGCAUUAUCUAGGCGACGGCUUGUGGAAGAUGCAUUGGGAUUGA